ACGGACGUACCGUUAAGACAAUAUGGACCAACAUAUACAAAAAAAGUGGGUUUACAUAUUAAUAUUGGCCAUGAUUUGUUCGUCAAUUUUGGCGCAUGAUUUAAGUAAAAAGCGAACAAUUUGCAGUAGUACUGAUCAGAAAAGGCAGUCAUCUAGUCAGCAAAUUCAAAAGCAUGAAGGACUUUGCUUUUCUCGUCCAUUGUCAAACCGACAUAAUGAACUUGCUUCAACAGAGUCUUCUACAAAGACGUUGGAAGUCCUGCUUGGUAAUCCCUUCCUAAUAAAGAACAUUUUAAAUAUAACAAGUACACUAGCAAAUCAAAAUAUUCAGAACGUUGAAGAUCCUAGUUUCGAAGAUGGCUUACUUUUAUCAUCAGCUACAAACGGGAAAGAAAGGAAAACUUCGUCGCGAUUGUCUGAUGGUACAAAUAGCGAAGAUGACGACAAGAAGACACUUUCACAACAAGUUAAGGAGGGUAAGUACGGUCUCAUUCAGAAUGAGAUUUAUUCAGUAAAACCCAAACGACCAGGUAUUAUCAGCUAUUUGUCCAAUUCCGAGGUCCCACAAGAUACCAUUAAAAAUCUUGGCGGUCUAGAUGAGGAAGAAAUUUGGCUCGCUGAGAAUCACGUAUUGGUACUGAAGGGUGGAAAUUUUCCUGAAUUAAGUACAGCAGUAGAACAACCUGCCGGUGGAUGGCUACCAAUUGAUAAUUAUAUAGCACCACGACGACAAGUUAAAAUUCCAGCAAAACCAAGGGUGCCACCUCCUUUCCCUGUUCAACUUAUUGACGAUGGACCUGUCGAACUCAUCGGUUCUAAUGAUACCAAUUUAUUCGAUAAUGAAACAGCCUACUUUAAUGCUCAUUCGGGUAAUUAUACAGGGUUUUUACCUGGCGAAGGACCUUAUUUUCCAAUAGCCAGUACGAGAAAUAAUAGCAAUGAGAUAACAUCAAGUUUGUUGGGAUUACCUAAAAAGAAGACUAAAGCUGAAAAUGUAUCAAUUUCAUUCUAUCCAGCUUUACCACCUGGUGCAGUAAUUGUCUCACCACCGAGCAAUCAAACCGAUUACGAUGAUGAGGAUCAAUCCAUCUACUAUCCUCCGCCUUAUAGUUUUCUUUAUUCACAAGAUAAUUCUACCAAUAUUCCACCUGGACCAUUAGUACCAGGAAUUAUUUUACCUCCACCGCCUGAUUUUUUUUCACCUUUAAAUGAAAUAAAGUCAACAACCAAAGAAAAAUAUGUAAAAAAUCUGAAUACUACCCUAAUGCCAACUCUUAGAGUCUCUUAUUUAUCACCUCGAAAAUCUAAUACCAAGCUCUACAAGACACCACUAGCUACACUCACUAGUAAUAGAGAUAAAACUAUGUCACAUAAUUCAAAAUCCUUUAUUAGAACAACGUUGAAGAACUCAACGUUUCACAAUUAUCAAUCAGAAAAAACUGCAACUCGAAAUUAUCGAACAAUGCCACUCAUUGAAUUUACAACACCCAUAUCAAUCAAUUCUACAACAAUAUCGAGCUUAGAAAAGUAUAAUAUGCAACAAAUACUUGGAAACCAGGUUGUAGAAAGCAGCACGGAAAAAACGCCGUGGAAAACUAUAAUUAACAAUAAAGCAGUUCCACUUAUAACAUUUUUUGCUACGACGACAGAUAUCUCAGUUGAACAAACCAUUGAGACAACGCCCACAGCUAUCAAUACUACAUUGACAACUGAGAAUCCAACACGCAUUCCUAGCCAAGCAUCUUAUUAUUUUUAUGAUGAAAGUAAUAGCAAAGAAACACAUACUCCUACUUCUGGCCCACUUGUAUUUUUCAGCACUACAUCUGAGACACCUCCAUAUUACAAGCUCGAGCAAUCAAAAGAACAGCAGGAACAACAACAGCAGCAACUGCAGCAACAUGAACAACAACAACCGCAACAGCAACAAAAGAGUAAAAAUGAAUAUUAUGAUGUCCAAAUGAUUCCAUCACAAGAAAUAACCAAAGAUUAUAAUGUGAAACUAAUAGAUUCAAUCAGAAAAGAUCCACAUGUGUACCGAUAUGUAGAUUCUGAUAUAACAAGCAGUCAAGAAAAAUUCGAAGUUCCAUCUAUUAAACAGCAGAGUCUUCGGACGUUACAUUCGAUACCAAUAUACUAUCAACCUCUUUCUACACGAUCAGCACCCAAACUGAGUUAUUUUACUACUCAAAAGCCUAAAACAUACUAUCGAAAGCCGCAAAUCAUUGAGCAUAAACCAAGUUCAAGUAAGUCUAAGCCGAUUUAUCAAUAUAGUUUUGAAGCUACUAAUUAUGAAAAAUCAAGAGCAGGAACUUGGACUCAAAAAUCGUCAAUUCCUAAACAACAGCAAAACUCCCAUAUUCAUCAGGAGAAAAUUCAUGAAUAUCGUCGUCAAAAAGAAGUACCUUUGUAUAAUGAUUAUCCAUAUAUUCAAACUAUAAACGAUCAAUAUGAUUAUGAAAACAGUGAAGUGAUGGUUGAACAGCCAGUACAAAUUCAGAAAAGUUCAUACGUAAGAGGUAAAAAAAAUAAACAGCAAUCCCAUUAUCAUCGACCGACGACAGCCACACCAUUGCAAAUCACUACGCUUGCAUCACAUCAGCAGUAUUUCACUAAACAAGAUGAGCAGUUACUUGAUGAUGUAACAAAAGAAUACUUUACCGUAUUUGGUAAAAAAUUAUCUAAUAAUAAGCUAUCAACCACACCUAUUUAUGGUAAAUCAAGCGUAACAGACAAACCAAUAUUUAGUAAUGUUAACGACUACGAGUCGAGACAAUACAAUGGAAGAGAAACUAAGCCAUUUAAGGCUUCUAAUAUCAAGGUACGAUAUGGCGAUCAAACGCCUGGUCCAUUUGUUGGCAAAGAUGAUAUUCUUGUAAACUUUAAACAUUCACCACAAUUACCGACUUUUAAUCCUAACAGUAAUUUUAUUUCGUUGGUAAAUAUUAAUCAGCAGUCUAAUACAGUUACUCCGAAAUUUAGGCCUCAGUCCGUACUAAAAUUGAGAAAUCAAGUUCGAGAGUAUGUAUUAUCGCCUGCGCAGAAUGUCCCACAACGCUUUGAUCAAACUAAAAAUUACGGAAGUGAUAGAUUAGAGCAGCAACUACAAACUCCACAAGAAGAUACAGCGAAUUCGUUCACACCUAACGAUGAACAACAGGAAGAAAUAAAGGAAACCGAAUAUUCAUCACGACCUCUUUCACUGGAAAGCGACAUCUUAGUCAAUUAUAAAAAUUCUCGGCCACCAAUUAAUCUGGAUUCUGAAUUUAUUGACAGAAAAAUACAGGGUCACGUAAACAGUAAUACUAAUAAAGCUAAUUCAUACUUUGCAUAUAGAUUACCUGGAGAUGGAGGGCAUUUUUAUUUUCUAACGCCUCAAGCUAUUAGACGAGAAGAUUCUACUGGAGGAUACCUGUAUUCAAAGCCAAGAUCUAGAUUACUCGAAAAAAGGCGCCGUUGAGCUAAAUAAUUUAUUCUGAAAUAAUUUUUAUUUUCAAACGCUAA
This is a messenger RNA of Ceratosolen solmsi marchali, 3501 nucleotides long. RefSeq lists its product as uncharacterized. Bases 23 to 3457 code for a protein of 1144 amino acids. The record is from RefSeq and is a predicted model, not a curated record. Lineage: Eukaryota; Metazoa; Arthropoda; Insecta; Hymenoptera; Agaonidae. The transcript is spliced from 2 exons.